This is a messenger RNA of Anastrepha obliqua, 1455 nucleotides long. Its product is annotated as calcium/calmodulin-dependent protein kinase type II alpha chain-like. The transcript is spliced from 4 exons. The record is from RefSeq and is a predicted model, not a curated record. Gene Ontology annotation, biological process: protein phosphorylation. Gene Ontology annotation, molecular function: calmodulin binding; calcium/calmodulin-dependent protein kinase activity. The annotation marks the transcript as partial. Lineage: Eukaryota; Metazoa; Arthropoda; Insecta; Diptera; Tephritidae.
CGAACCAAAGCAGCAAGACGUCAGGAGAUAAUAAAAAUCACUGAACAACUGAUUGAAGCUAUUAACAGUGGUGAUUUCGAUGGAUACACAAAAAUUUGUGACCCCCAUUUAACAGCAUUUGAGCCCGAAGCUUUAGGCAAUCUUGUCGAAGGAAUUGACUUUCAUAAAUUUUACUUUGAAAACGUAUUAGGCAAGAAUUGCAAAGCCAUCAACACUACUAUUCUGAACCCUCAUGUUCACUUACUGGGAGAAGAUGCAGCAUGCAUUGCCUAUGUUCGUCUCACACAAUACAUUGACAAGCAAGGACAUGCGCAUACGCAUCAAUCGGAGGAAACACGUGUGUGGCAUAAACGAGAUAACAAGUGGCAGAAUGUGCACUUUCAUCGCAGCGCAUCUGGCAAGAUUAGCGGCGCAACAACUUUCGAUUUUAUCCAACAACAAAAGUAGAACGACCCCUGCAGAACGACAGUAAGCACACUAACUAUUAACGGUUGAAACAUAUAAUUAUGUAAGAUGGCAAUAGCUAAAGCCUUAGCUCAACAACAAAAUAACAAAAACAUUUUGAAUCAAUAUAACAAACCAAAUUUAAUAAGACGCUAAUUUAAAACAAUUAAACCAGCUAGUCGAGCUUUCAUGCAUGUAGACGAUACGAUAUAUGAGGCGUCAAAAUAUAUAAAGGUGGAUUGCUUGAAGAGAGGCCGAAAAGAAAGAGGCUUAUGAUAAGUACCAUGGUAUCAGAUAAAAUUAUGUACAACCAAAAUAGCGAUGAGAUUAUCGAUUCAUAAUAAUAUGCAUAUAUAUAAUAUAUAUUGUUAUUGUGCACUCUCAACAGCAACUCAAAAGAUGCAAACUGGAUUUACUUAAUUUCUAAUAAAUAUCAUAUUAAGACAAACAAAUAAAAUCAUACACACCGGUGACUUCGCUUCGCGGUGAGAAGUGUUUUAAGGAAGGCACCGGAGAAGAAACCUUCUCAAAAAAGAAAACAUUAGAUAAUGCGAACUACAGGUACUAGGGAAGAACGCAUAAAUAUUUUUAUGGAAGAAAAAGGGGAAUGAACAACUGAGACAACCUCAAAAAGGAAAAAAAGUUGUAUACAAAUUGUGGAUUGAAGAAAAAUAAAAAAAUUAAUGAAUAUGAAGAAGAUGCAUGUAGAGUUCAUGUUGUGCGCAAAUUAUUGUAGGUUUUUUUUCAAUUUAUAUGGUUUAAGUAAAAAAUGGAGAUACAAAUUAAAUAAAAAGUGUAUACUUUUAUGUAACUAUUUAAGUAUGUAUUUAUUGAUACAAAUUUUCAGAGCUAAUUACACUAACCGCCCUGCUUUUUGUGGUAUUGGGUUUUAUUUGUACUUUGUUGUUAUCCACUACAUGGAAUUCCGCCAGAGCAAUGUUGAAUGAGUUAAUAUUAAAGCAUGCGAAAAAUCCCUAUUUGCUGUGCCUCAUCUAAAGCCGAAGAAACAAG